CAAUAAAAACGGUUUUCAUAAAAAGGGCUUUUCUCCCGCCAUCAACGUGGUCAUCCGGGACUGGGAAAGUGCCAUCUGGACAAGUUGAGGGCGGCAGAGCCUGGAAGAGCGGGAAAUAAAACCCAAUUAAACUAGCUAGCUAACCUGCGACUGCUCUAAAGUUUCCUACCUUUGACACAUGGAGACAAACUAACAAUAAUCUAUAGAUACAUGUUUCUCUGGUUAAAUACAACUAUAACAAUAGAAAUGUAACCCAUGUAGCCCACCUAUGAAUAUGAGUGGUUUAGGACGAGCUCAAUCUGUUAAGCGCGGUGUCUACGAUGGAGAACGAAAUAACCACCAGCACUCCCUCUCCUCCUCCUGCUCCAGUGUCUCAAGACCCCAGCAACGACACCUCUCCCUCUCACCAUGCCCCCCGCUUUGGCACCAUCAUCCCUAACCGCAUCUUUGUGGGAGGCAUUGAUUUCAAGACCAAUGAGAGCGACCUGAGACGCUUCUUCUCCCAGCAUGGAGCAGUGAAGGAGGUGAAGAUAGUGAUUGACCGUGCUGGGGUGUCAAAAGGAUAUGGCUUUGUUACCUUUGAGACCCAGGAGGAUACAGAGAGAAUCCUUCAUGAUGCUGACAGACUGUGCUUCCGGGACAAGAGGCUCAACAUUGGCCAGGCCGUCCGCAAGCAGCAAGUAGGAGGUCACCCAAACAGCUUCUCUGUGUCCAGCCAUACUCCUGCCAUGAUACCCACCCCCUGUGGAACCAUGUACCUCACCACCCCUACGGGGUACCCCUACACCUACCACAACGGAGUGGCUUACUUCCACACCCCAGAGAUGAGCCCCUCCACCCCCUACCACUGGCCCUCCCGCUCAGUGCCUGGCUCUCCAGUCAUGCUGACCCACCAGCCUCCACCCAUCUACCAGCAGCCAGCCUACCAUCACUACCAGGCCCCUACACAGUGUCACCCUAGUCACCUGCAAUGGAACGUUCCUCAGUCUCCAGUGCCCUCCAGCCCAGUGUUGUACAUGCAGCCCUCUGAGCUCCUGUACCAGCCCAUGGAGCAGCCCAGUGACGGGGGCUGUGUCCAGCCUGCCAUGCCCCUCAUAGAGGCCCCCAUCCCAGAGCAGCAGUUCAUCGACCACAUGGUGCAACCAGCCUACAAUCACACGUUAUCAUACUACCCACAAAGUCCAGGGGGGAUGACACCUGUGAUGAUACAGCAAGAACCAGGAAAGGAACAGAAGUUCCACGCCAUGAGGCGAGGUUACCCCUCCUCGCCGGCCAGCCUGAAGCCCAGGUACGGCCGCAACCCGCACUACGCCACCUGCGCAAGGAGUACCGCCCAGAAAUCACCACUGACCCUCUCCCCUCCGCCUGCCACCGAACCACUCAAGUAG
Messenger RNA from Oncorhynchus kisutch (coho salmon), 1388 nucleotides. Its product is annotated as protein boule-like. Gene Ontology annotation, cellular component: cytoplasm. NCBI's taxonomy places the organism in Eukaryota, Metazoa, Chordata, Actinopteri, Salmoniformes, Salmonidae. Gene Ontology annotation, molecular function: translation activator activity; mRNA 3'-UTR binding. The transcript is spliced from 12 exons. Bases 321 to 1388 code for a protein of 355 amino acids. Gene Ontology annotation, biological process: 3'-UTR-mediated mRNA stabilization; positive regulation of translational initiation. The record is from RefSeq and is a predicted model, not a curated record.